CGUCUUUUCACACUUUGGGCCAGAGUUUCGGCUAGUAAAUAUUUUAUACACUUUUUAAUUUUGUGUUUUUUGUGAUUGAGUAUUAAAGCAAGAAUAUUGCUAUUAUUUAUAUUUCGUUAUUCUAUUAUAUACGAUACUAUUAUGGCGUUUAUACUUCCAGAUAAUAUAUUAGAAACUUUACGUUGCAGUUUUUGUCAUAAAUAUUUGUCCGUGCAACCGGUAAAAGUGUAUCCAAAUAGGCUCAUGCAAUGUGGAAGAUGUAACGAUAAUAGGGAACAAGCAGACCAUAGAUUAGAAGCUGUCGAAUCACAAUAUGGAAAAAUUGCCGAAAACGUUUUAUUUAAAUGUGUUAACAGAUUUGAUGGUUGUCGGAAAUUAUUAACCUAUUCUCAGGUGCAGGGUCACGAACAGGUAUGCUUGAGCAAAAUUCACAAGUGUCCAAUUUGUUAUGAAGAAAUGCCGAGUUUUCUGGUGCUUCGACACUUUCGUUCCAACCAUAAGGAUGCUACAUUGGAUUGUCCAGCAUUUAUUUUUAACUUGAAUGAUCAUUUAGAUGCGCCCAGUGCUUAUAUAUUUCAAGAAGGAGAUAAUUUGUUUUCUUUGUAUGUUAGCCAUCGUAUGUCGGAAAAUACAAUAAAAUUAGAUUUAGUUUAUAUGGGGAACUUUGAAAGCGCUAAAAAUAUAUACCAUCAAUUUACUUUAAGUGGUGAAAACAAAAAAUGUGAUAUUGUAUUACCCACAAAAUCAUGUAAUAACGAUUUUUUUGUUGUGGAUAUAUCAAAAAUGUCAAGCUUUGUACAAAUUAAAUUUAAGUUAAUUGAUAGCAAUCUAAAGGUUUUGACGUCAACUGAAAUUAGUAACACUGUGAGGAAACCUGUACUCAAAAAUGCUCGACACCGGUAUCAAAUUGGAAAAGACCUAUCAGAAUUCAGUCUAAAAUGUAUUAAAUGCCAAGCAUAUUGCAUUUUUCCAUUGUCAACAUGUCCAAUUCGCUAUUACUACGUUGAUAAACAGAAUAAUUAUAUAUGUUACUAUUGCUAUCAGUGGUUCAAAUAUAGUAAUGAAAUAUCUGGUCAAAGAAAAGAGAUAUCUUUUAAAAGAAAACAUACCAGAGAAAUAAUUAUUGACAUAAUGAAGUUUUUCAAAUGGAAUUGUGGUAAUUGUUGUAGCUGUAUUGGAUUUUUAGACAUGCAAUCUCAUGACAUAAACUGUAAACAAGGUACACAAUUUAGUUGCCCCAUAAAAAAUUGUUCCGAAAAAGGAACUGCUAUCCAAAUUAUCGAACAUUUGAAAGUUCAUAAGUGUUGGGCAUUUUCGUUUCACUUUAAAAUAACUUCAGAUAUUGUAAGAUGUUUUGUGUUUGUAGAGGAGUAUAUUGUAUUUUUACAUUUACCCCGUGUUCAAUCAACUUUUAUUGUGUCGUGUAAUAUUAAGGCAGACCUCGUAACCAAAACCUAUGAUGAAAAAGGAACAACAUUAAAACCAUAUGUUAUGUUUUUUGAUACCAACAAUCAACUUUUGAAUAGGUGCAGGAUGGAUAUCAGUACUGAUGAUGUAUAUGUAAAAGUUAUUGUCGAAUGACUAGGUAAAUGGUUAUUUACUAUUAAUAGACUAGGUAAAUACUUCUAGGUUCUCGACUAGGCGAUUUUUAAUCAAAUAAUUGUUAUAAUAAUCUUCCACUUCAUCAAAAGUAGAGAGCUCAAUUGUCGUUUACUUUAUUUAUAAAUUAAUAAAAUUUUUCAUAUUAUAAUUUGUUACAAAUUAUCAUACCAAUAUUUUUGAAUAAUUCUACUGGAUUUUUAGAGUUAUACAAAAAUGUGAUAAAUUUUAACAAUAGACGUACUACGUGAUUAUUAUAAUACACUAAGUUAGUUUUAAAAACAAUUAAGCACUUGUGUACCUAAUUGAAAUUUAAUAAUUUUUAUUUUUUCUAACUAGAUGUUAUA
Messenger RNA from Diabrotica virgifera virgifera (western corn rootworm), 1946 nucleotides. RefSeq lists its product as uncharacterized. The record is from RefSeq and is a predicted model, not a curated record. Gene Ontology annotation, cellular component: cytoplasm. Lineage: Eukaryota; Metazoa; Arthropoda; Insecta; Coleoptera; Chrysomelidae. Gene Ontology annotation, molecular function: ubiquitin protein ligase activity; zinc ion binding; ubiquitin conjugating enzyme binding. The coding region runs from base 142 to 1581 and encodes 479 amino acids. Gene Ontology annotation, biological process: proteasome-mediated ubiquitin-dependent protein catabolic process; multicellular organism development. The transcript has 2 exons.